Messenger RNA from Panonychus citri (citrus red mite), 836 nucleotides. It is a transcript of the gene Spase25, whose product is annotated as signal peptidase complex subunit 2-like. Gene Ontology annotation, biological process: protein targeting to ER. NCBI's taxonomy places the organism in Eukaryota, Metazoa, Arthropoda, Arachnida, Trombidiformes, Tetranychidae. Gene Ontology annotation, cellular component: membrane; signal peptidase complex. The record is from RefSeq and is a predicted model, not a curated record. The transcript has a single exon. Bases 179 to 733 code for a protein of 184 amino acids.
CUCUCAGCUGCCAACAGUAUAAACUUUGAGCUCUUUAAUUGUGAUUGUCUUGAAUUGUCUAGUUUUCUUAAUUGUUGUUAAUUGUUUCGUGUUUUCUUUUCUCUUGUAUUAGAAUAUUUAACAAUCUUUGAUUACACUUUGAUUUCUUGUUGUUGUGUUCACUUGAAAUUAUUUUAGAAUGGAACCGAUUAAAAUUGACAAAUGGGAUGGAAGUGCAUUGAAAAACACUUUGGAUGACUGUUGUCGUGGAGUUUUAAUUGAAAAAUAUGGUUACACUGAAUGUCACAAAUUAAUGGACAUUAGGUUAACCAUUUGUACAGCUGCUGUUGCUUGUGCUGCUUUUGCACUGGUUUACGAUUAUCUUUACGCUUUCCCUGCUUCCAAGAUGGUUCUAAUCUCAUGUUCAUCAACAUAUUUCCUUCUCAUGGGAGUAUUAACCCUGUACACCAAUCUAGUUGAAAAAGGUAUCUUUCUGGUAGCUAAAAAGGUAGACCCAACCGGUAUCGAUCCAACUGGACGUAUAACUGUAUCAUCAUGUUUAAAACGUUUCGAUGAUAUUUAUCAAAUUUGCUUUGAAUAUAAUACCGGUAAAAAAGGAGCUAAAACAAAGGAAAAGACUCUUUCCCGUUCAGUUGCUUCUUGGUUCGAUGAAGAUGGUCAUCUCUUAUUCGAUUCAUUUAAAGCCGAUGUAAUUCAAUUACACAACUCAUUGGUUUCCAAAAAAGAUUUAUAAAACCCUAAACUAAACAAAAUACAACAAAAACAAAAAAAAAAAAAGAACAAUUUCCAACCCUAAUAAUAAUAAAAAAGAAAAUGAUUAAUUUUUAAAUCCAAAA